GUUGGUGCGUCCGCGCCGCAGCGGAGAGGGUUCCCAAAGCCAGGACACACAUGUGUCCCUCCCAGAGUCAUGAAGAGCCUUGUGUGUUACCAGCUUGACCAGGCUGCUGGCAGCCCACUUUCACCUGUGAUCCUAUGCCAGGGAAGAGGAAGGGAAUUUGCUCUUUGAAGAGGAAAGUAGGCCGGGCCUCUUAACUGCUGAAGGUGACAUGGUGACUGGAACUGAGGCCAGCUGCGGACAGCAUUGUGAUUAGCACCAUGCCCUCCCCGGGGACAAGGGAGGGGCGGGACCGCCGAGACCACCACCGGGCUCCUAGUGCCAAAGAAGCCCCUGAGAAGUGGGACUGGAAUUGUCCAGAAACCCGGGGCCUCUUAGAGGACACUUUCUUCGGUGAUGGAGGUUGUAUCCGUCGGGGCUCGGAGGACUGCCAGAAGUUCUGGACCUUCUUUGAGCGUCUGCAGAGGUACCAGAGUCUCAGGCCAUCCAGGAAGGAGGAGACAGAGCCUGGAUCUCCCCCACAUGGCCUCCCAGCCCUGGCCGACCUUCCUCGCACUUACGACCCCCGCUACCGCAUCAACCUGUCCAUCCUUGGCCCCGACCCCCGGGGCUCUCGGGGGCUGGCCACUCGCCUGCCUCCGGAGAGGGUGUCUGAGUUCCGCCGGGCUCUCUUGCAUUACCUGGACUUCGGCCAGAAGCAGGCGUUCGCGCGGCUGGCCAAGCUUCAGCGGGAGCGUGCAGCUCUUCCCAUCGCCCAGUACGGGCGCCGCCUGCUGCAGACGCUGGCAGAGCACCAGGUGGUGGUGGUGGCUGGGGACACAGGCUGUGGCAAGUCCACGCAGGUGCCCCAAUACCUGCUGGCAGCCGGCUUCAGUCAUGUGGCGUGCACUCAGCCCCGGCGAAUCGCCUGCAUCUCCUUGGCCAAGCGUGUGGCCUUCGAGAGCCUCAGUCAGUAUGGCUCACAGGUCGGCUACCAGAUCCGCUUCGAAAGCACACGGUCGUCCGCCACCAAGAUUGUGUUCCUGACGGUGGGGCUGCUCCUCCGGCAGAUCCAGCGGGAGCCCAGCUUGCCUCAGUACCAGGUCCUCAUCGUGGAUGAAGUCCAUGAGCGCCACCUCCACAGUGACUUCCUGUUGGGGGUCCUCCACCACCUGCUGCCCAGGCGGCCUGAUCUCAAGGUCAUCCUCAUGUCAGCCACCAUCAACAUCGAGCUCUUCUCCAGCUACUUUGGCCACGCCCCCGUGGUGCAGGUGCCGGGCCGGCUCUUCCCCAUCACGGUUGUGUACCAGCCACAGGAGGCAGAACCCGCGACGUCCAAGUCAGAGAAGCUGGACCCUCGGCCUUUCCUGAGGGUGCUGGAGACCAUCGACAACAAGUACCCCCCUGAAGAACGAGGGGACCUGCUGGUCUUCCUUAGCGGCAUGGCGGAGAUCAGCUCGGUGCUGGAGGCCGCUCAGACCUAUGCCAGCCACACCCAGCGCUGGAUAGUGCUGCCGCUGCACAGUGCCCUGUCAGUGGCCGACCAGGACAAGGUGUUCGACGUGGCGCCCCCUGGUGUCCGGAAAUGCAUUCUCUCAACCAACAUUGCCGAGACCUCGGUCACCAUCGACGGGAUCCGCUUCGUAGUGGAUUCUGGGAAGGUGAAAGAGAUGAGCUACGACCCACAGGCCAAGCUGCAGCGGCUGCAGGAGUUCUGGAUCAGCCAGGCCAGCGCCGAGCAGCGCAAGGGCCGCGCAGGCCGCACAGGCCCCGGCGUCUGCUACCGCCUCUAUGCUGAGUCCGACUACGACGCCUUCACCCCCUACCCUGUGCCCGAGAUCCGAAGGGUAGCUCUGGACACGCUGGUGCUGCAGAUGAAGAGCAUGAGUGUGGGGGACCCCCGAACCUUCCCUUUCAUCGAGCCCCCUCCACCAGCCAGCCUGGAAACCGCCAUCCUCUACCUCCGAGACCAGGGGGCCCUGGACAGCUCAGAGGCCCUCACCCCCAUCGGGUGCCUGCUGGCCCAGCUGCCUGUGGACGUGGUGAUCGGGAAGAUGCUGAUCCUGGGAGCCAUGUUCAGCCUGGCGGAGCCGGUGCUCACCGUAGCCGCGGCUCUCAGUGUCCAGUCGCCCUUCACCCGCAGCGCCCAGGGCAGCCUGGAGUGCGCAGCCGCCCGGAGGCCCCUGGAGAGCGACCAGGGCGACCCCUUCACGCUCUUCAACGUCUUCAAUGCCUGGGUGCAGGUGAAGUCUGAGCGCGGCGGGAACUCGCGCCGCUGGUGCCGCCGGCGCGGUGUGGAGGAGCAGCGCCUGUAUGAGAUGGCCAACCUGCGGCGCCAGUUCAAGGAGCUGCUGGAGGACCACGGGCUGCUGGCCGGGGCCCGCGCCCCCCAGGGAGGCAGCAGCCGGCUGCAGGAGCGGCGGGAGCGGCGGGCGCUGCAGCAGCUGAAGCGGCAGCACGAGGAGGGCGCGGGCCGCGGGCGGAAGGUGCUGCGGCUGCGCGAGGACCGGGCCGCGGGCUCCAGCGACGAGGACGACCCUGCGGGCCCCGGGGCCCCCGACGGCGGCGGCGGCGUGGACAUCCAGGACGUGAAAUUCAAGCUCCGCCACAACCUGGCGCAGCUGCAGGUGGCAGCCAGCGCGGCCCAGGACCUGAGCGGCGAGCGCCUGGCACUGCUCAAGCUGCUGCUGACCCGGGGCCUCUACCCGCAGCUGGCUGUGCCCGACGCCUUCAACAGCGGCCGCAAGGACUCUGACCAGAUUUUCCACACCCAGGCCAAGCAGGGCGCCGUGCUGCACCCCACCUGCGUCUUCGCCAGCAGCCCCGAGGUGCUGCACGCCCAGGAGCUACAAGCCCCAGACCAGGGGAGCCGAGAUGUCCGGGACAAGAUGAGCCGCUCACAUCAGCUCCUCACCUUCGUCUCCCUGCUGGAGACCAACAAGCCCUACCUGGUCAACUGCGUCCGUGUCCCUGCCCUCCAGUCCCUCCUGCUGCUCAGCCGCUCUCUGGACACCAGUGGUGACUGCUCCCGCCUGGUGGCCGACGGCUGGCUGGAGCUGCGGCUGGCGGACAGUGAGAGUGCCGUCCGACUCCUGGCAACCUCCCUGAAGCUCCGAGCACGCUGGGAAAGCGCCCUGGACCAGCAGCUGGCACGCCAGGCCCUGCGGCGGCGGCAGUGGCAAAGGCCUGAAGAAGAGGAAGAGGAAGAGGAGAGGCUGCCGAUCCACAGCAAGGAGGUGGCCGCCCUGGGCAGGGAGCUGCUGCAGUUCAUGGCCUCCAAGGUUCCCUACAGCCUGCGGCGGCUCACAGGCCUUGAGACCCAGAACCUCUAUGUGGGACCCCAGACGGUCACAACUGCCCCUAGUCUCCCUGGUCUCUUUGGAGACUCCACCCUGUCCCCCCACCCCACCAAAGGGGGCUACGUGGUCACUGACUUCCUCACCUACAACUGCCUUGUGAGCGACACAGACCUGUACAGUGACUGUCUGCGCACCUUCUGGACCUGCCCGCACUGCGGCCUGCACCUGCCGCUCACGCCCUUGGAGCGCAUGGCCCACGAGAACACCUGUGCCCAGGCCCCUCAGGAGGAUGGCGCAGAGGCAGAAGAAGCCCCUGCACCCAUCCAGAAGGCAUCAGCCCUGCAGAGGCCCUACCACUGCGACACCUGCGGCCAGGACUUCCUGUUCUCCCCCACUGAGGCCCUGCGGCACCGACGGCAGCACCUGUGAGCCCCACAGCCCACAGCCACCACUGGUGUGGGUGUGCCUAUGCAAAUAUACACAGAUGCACCUGUGAUCCUCAGGGGCCCACCCACAGUGUGGGUGUGGCCAGCCAAAUAUACAUCAGCAGCACCUGUGAGCCCUGCUGCCCUGCCCUUGGAGUAGGUGUGAUUAUGCAAAUUAAUCCAUCUGACUACCUUGGGAGCCUGUUCCACCAGCUGGGCAGUGCAGCAGCCCUGCUUCUCCCUCUCCCCUCCCGCUUUUCCCUUCCCUUCUCUCCCACUGUGAGGCCUGCAUUUGCCCAUCCACAUGGGUUGCUUUGGAAUAAUUUCAUCUU
Molecule: messenger RNA, 4032 nt
Organism: Dipodomys ordii (Ord's kangaroo rat)
Lineage: Eukaryota; Metazoa; Chordata; Mammalia; Rodentia; Heteromyidae
Gene: Dhx34
Product: DEAH (Asp-Glu-Ala-His) box polypeptide 34
Biological process (GO): nuclear-transcribed mRNA catabolic process, nonsense-mediated decay
Cellular component (GO): intracellular anatomical structure
Molecular function (GO): RNA binding; ATP binding
Source: RefSeq, a predicted model, not a curated record